This is a messenger RNA of Purpureocillium lilacinum, 3126 nucleotides long. NCBI's taxonomy places the organism in Eukaryota, Fungi, Ascomycota, Sordariomycetes, Hypocreales, Ophiocordycipitaceae. The record is from RefSeq and is a predicted model, not a curated record.
AUGCGUCCGCCGGGCUGGUUGUCCCUGGGCGCCGCCUUGCUGCACGUCUGCGCCGGAGCCGACGUACCCUCCGUGAAAUACCAGCUCACAGAUACGUACUCUGGAAGAAAGCUCCUGGACUUUUUCGAAUUCACAACUCCGAAAGACACUGCGGGCUCGGAACACCCGGACACGCUUCGAUGGCUCCCAAGUACUGAAUAUGGGACUAUCCCAGGUUUUGCAAAGUGGACCGAGAAGGGGUUGCUCACGUACUCUAAGACUAAGUUCUUGGGGGGCGAGAAACCCCGCGAGGCAACAUGGUCGCGGUCCAGGACGGAAUUUGGUCGCGGUUUGUUCGUGGUCAAGUUCACAUCCCAGGCCGGAGGUUGCGCCGUGUCGCAGCACAUCGACACCAUGAUCAGCCGAGCGCCUCUCCACUGGGAAUGUCGCGUGACUUACAGCAAACGCUGGCCGGUGGGCCACGAGCAGAGGAUCUCGGGCGUGCCCCAGGUGCAGGCCAUCGUCCAGGACGACGAAAAGUACCAAGUCUUCAUGUGGGAAGAGGGCAAGGAACCCGCCGACGUCAACUCGGACUCGCCGGACCCGUCGUCGUCGUGGGGCGAGCCCAUCUUCGUCGCGGAGCUUCACAAGCCCACUGGGGACGGCGACGACAACAGCUGGUGCACCAUGGACACCGCCGGCUUCUACCCGAACCGGCUCACGACUUACAUCGAGUUUUGCAUGAACCAGGACUGCUGGGAGGGGAAGCAAUGCCUCGAGAAGUCGGGCUACCGGAACUGCAGGGCCAUGGUCGCCAAUAGCCCCGACCCGCAGUUCGUCGGCGAGCCUAGCUUUACCGUUAGGGAGGUUAGCAUCUUCAAGCCUUGUGACGGUCAGGGCGGUUCGUCCGACGGUCAAGGUUCCUCUGCGCCCGCGAGGCUACCGAUCCCGCCGUCGGAACCCCUUGAGGCUCCCGGUCUUGUUGCGGCUAUACAGAAGGGAACUGCAGCUGAAAGGCUCCCGAUCCCGCCGUCGGAACCCCUUGAGGCUCCUGGGCUUGUUGCGGCUAUACAGAAGGGGACUGCGCCUGAGGCUCCGGAGCAGCCAGAUUCACCUAAGACUCCUGGGCAGGUUGCGUCUAUCCAGACGGAGGAUGCGGGUGGAAUGCUUCCGACUAUUCCUGAGGAGGAUGAGGGGGAUCUGGAGGAGCUUGAGCCCCCCAAGGCUCCAGAGACGCCAUCCGAGGCCCUUGAGGCUCCUGCUCAAGCUGUGUCUAUAUCGAAGCUGUCUGCGCCAAGAGGGCCACCGACUCCCCCCGAGGCUGCAGAGCCACCUGCCUCCCCUGACGAGGCCCCGGAGUCGCCUGAGCCUGAUGAGUCUGAGCUUCCGCCAUUCCGCCGCAAAGGGUUUCUCUCCUCUCUGACCAACAUCAUUGGGGCUUCACCGCCCCCGAAGUCCCAUUUCAUCGCGUUGAAGCCUGCGGGCCCCAAGGGCCCAGGGGCGGUAGCAUGGCCUAAGGUUGAAGAACCUCCUCCGCCCCCCACGGGUCAAGCGGAAUCUGAGCUUAUCGAGGAGCCAAUCAUGCCGCCAUCGGUCCGCCUCAAGUCUAAGGACAUUAAGUUUCUAACGGACGUGAUUGCGCCUGGCAUGCGUCCGACUGCCCCUCACAAGGCCCCGAAGGCGAAUGCACCCAAGGCUCCGAGGCCGUGGGAGGUUGCAGAGAACUCGAUCACCCCACCGCCCCCUAAGGGCCCGAUUUGGCCUGCGGAUGGAGGGCCACCGCCCCCGCCUCCGAUGCCCCCGGGACCCCCGGCCCCGCCCCCGAUGCCCCCGAGUCCGGAAGAGCCCGCGGCGAAGGCUCGGGCUGUGGAUUUGGGAUGGGAAGCGAUACCCUCCGUCCCCAAGACCCCAGAGGAGCCAGACCCUGCCGAGAAUCGGAAAACCGAGGAGCGUUCAGGGUGGCCCAGCUGGUUCAAGCUGCCCAGCCAAAGCACCGUCUCGGAGUGGCUGGGCAUCGCGACGUCCCAGGCCGCCAAAAGCCUCCCGGGGCUGAUCGACGCGUUGAUCGCGCCGCAGAGCCCAAGCAGGCCACCAUCGCGGGAGGGCCCAAGCCGGCACCCCUCGCCGGAAGAUCCAGACCUACCACCAUCGCCGGAGGACCCAGACCUGCCACCAUCGCUGGAGAGCCUAGAGCUGCCACCAUCGCCGGAGAGCCCAAGCCCCUCACCAUCGCCGAGUCCGCCCAGCUCGCCAACGACGCCGAGCAGUCCCAGCCCGACAGAACCGAGCGAGACCACUUGGCAAACCCCUUCGUCAAAUACAACGACCGCCACGCCAAGCUUGACCACCAGCACCGUGUACACCACCAGGGUCCACACCAUCACCAGCUGUGAGACCGACGUGCCGGACUGCACCACGGAGGGACAAGUCGUCGUCGUGACCGAAACCAUCGCCCUGUACACGACCGUCUGCGAGGUCACCGAGACGCAGACGGACAUGACGACCACGACGACCAUGCCCGAGCCGACGCCCGCUCCGACCUUGACCACCACCACCGUGUACACCACCAGGGUCCACACCAUCACCCACUGCCCGCCCGACGUGCCGGACUGCCCCGCGGAGGAGGGACGUGUCGUCGUCGUGACCGAGACCAUCCCGCUGUAUACGACUGUCUGCCCGGUAGACGAUCCCGCCCCGACGGACUUGGCGACGCCCUCGCCUGCCGUGACCACUGCGCCCGACGCGGCCGAUGAUGAUGUCACUACCAAGUACUUCACCACUUUCCGAACCAUCACCAGCUGUCCGCCCGACACGCCCGAGUGCGCCACGGACGCGGCGCCCGCGUUGCCCGAAGCUACGCCCCGUCCAGGUGGCGGCGCCGGUGGCAGCGCCGACGACGACGACGCCGUGGACCCCAACGACGACAGCUACACGGGCGAGAACAACGGCAGCGGCAGCAACGACAGCGGCCACGGCUACGGCAACGCGACCAUCCCCGGCAGCACCGGCAUCACCACCCAUCGCCAGCCCCUCCCAACGCAGACCGACUACCCAACGCCACCCGUCAUCGUCUCCCGCGGCUCCACGACAUCCAUCACCAGCCUCAUCGCCCUCGGUGCGGCGGCAGUGGUCCUCGUCAUCUUCUAG